AGUUGGAAGGAAGGGGCAAGAUCCCGCACGGACAGGCCUUCCGCACAGGUGACCGAAGGAGGCGGGGGAGCCAUGGCGGCGGCGGCCGUGGCCGGCCUGAUCCCCGUGGUUCACUCGGUGGCGGGCGACAAGACCAGCUACUACCUCGGGCGGCAGAUGUGGUUCGGCUUCACGGGGCUGUACGGGCUGGUGGUGUACGUGGCGCGCCUGCCCUGGGCCCUCCUCCACCAGGACUUCUGGUGCCACGGGAACAUCUCCACCCCGUGCCUGGUGCAGUGCUUCGAAGCCCACUUCGACCGGCCCGUGGUGGGCGUCUGGUACUUCUUCUGCUUCACCUUCCUGGCCCUCUUCUUCCUGCUGGAGUUCUUCGUGGCCCAGCUGCGGCACAAGCAGGCCAAGCUCAGGGCGCUGGCGGCCCAGGGGGACCAGUGCGAGGCGAGCUCCCUGACGGGCGUCCGGGAAGAGGCCCAGGGCCAGAAGCGGACCAUCCUGGACUUCCACCGCGAGAAGAUGAUGCUGGACCUCUACCUGCUCUACUUCCUGCUGCAGCUCCUCAGCCAGGGCCUGUUCGCCACCCUGCUGCUCUUCGCCCACCUGCCCCUGGUAGACAGCUCGCCCAUCCGCUGCAGCACCCCGCUCUGCCCCGGCCCCUUCAGCUGCCUGGUCAGGGGCUCCAAGGAGAAGCGCAUGUCCAUCUACACGCUCUUCACGCUGGCCGCCGUGAUCCUCCUCUUCUGCUCCUCCUUCUUCGCCUACAGCGUCCACCACUACUUUCUGCGCGGGGUGGCCUACGGCCCGAGGAAGAGCCCCUGGGCCGACUGAGCCCCGGCGGGCCCGCCGAGACCCGGCCUCUUUCUUUGCCCCGCUCCCCAAUAAACAGCCCCACACCGGCCGUCGGGGGUGACUUCC
Tachyglossus aculeatus (Australian echidna) is the source of this 909-nucleotide messenger RNA. RefSeq lists its product as uncharacterized. The record is from RefSeq and is a predicted model, not a curated record. Lineage: Eukaryota; Metazoa; Chordata; Mammalia; Monotremata; Tachyglossidae. Bases 73 to 822 code for a protein of 249 amino acids. The transcript has 2 exons.